Ciona intestinalis (vase tunicate) is the source of this 2696-nucleotide messenger RNA. The record is from RefSeq and is a predicted model, not a curated record. NCBI's taxonomy places the organism in Eukaryota, Metazoa, Chordata, Ascidiacea, Phlebobranchia, Cionidae.
AACCAGCAAAGUUAGUACCAAUAUUAAGUGUUCUGUUUAAUAUUAACGGCAUUUACAUUUCACACAUAGCGUAACUUUCAUAUUUUUCUUGUAAAAUGUCAAAAAAUGAUGGAGGCAGCACUCUUCGCCAGCGAAAAUCAAAUCGUUCAAUCAGCACAAGUGGAGAAUCAUUCGAGGAACCAAUAUUUGGAAACGGAAAUUCAAAAUCGGAAACAAAACAUGAAAAAUUAAAAGUAAUUCCAACUUAUGGAACAAAAAUUUGUCACAACGCUCGUCCUUCAUUGUUUAGCACCUCUAGUGGUUUCGAUGAUUACAGGGGAUUCCUUAACUUAUGCGUUGUAUUGCUGGUUAUUUCAAAUGCGAGAGUUUUCUUAGAGAACAUAAGAAAUUAUGGGAUUUUGGUUGACCCCUUACAGUGGCUAACCGCCGUUCUACAUAAUCCAUAUCAGUGGCCCAAUCUAUUGCUGGUUUAUUUUUGUCACAACUGCAACUGGCUUUAAUACAGCAAUGGGUGGUCCCGGUUCUGCAGAAGUCCAUACUACCUAUUCAUAACUUUGAAGGUUACUAUGUUGUGGAGAGAUUACUAAAGUUAUCGGUGCCCAAUCACUUUAUAUGGUUGGUUUUCUUCUAUGUUUUCUUCCAUUCUGUAUUGAACGCUUUGGCUGAAGUUCUAAAGUUCGCUGAUAGAGAGUUUUACAGAGAUUGGUGGAACGCUGACACAAUCGGUUACUUCUGGCAAGCAUGGAAUAUACCGGUACAUAAAUGGUGCGUUCGUCAUGUAUACAAACCACUUUUAUCAAUUGGUGUUUCAAAGUUGAUGGCUCAAAUAUCAGUAUUCAUGCUUUCUGCAUUCUUUCAUGAGUAUUUAGUUUCUAUUCCUCUUCAUAUGUUCAAGUUUUGGGCUUUCUUUGGGAUGACCAUGCAGAUCCCGUUAACGUUUUUUACUGUGUGGGUCAGCAAGAGGUUUUCGAGCAAUUACGGAAAUAUGAUUGUGUGGAUGUCUCUUAUACUGGGACAACCUGUAGCUAUUCUAGCAUAUGUGUACCAUUAUUAUGUCACGAGUUACACUAAUGUGUCAUAAAGAUAAUUAUGAUGUCAUAAGAGAGUAGUACAUGACAAUGGGCAUUUAAGAACGAAAUAUGAAAAUGUUUUUGUUUAAAACUGUUUUUAGAUCAAUUUUUGAAAUUUUUGUUUAAGUUUUUUCCAUCAAAUAUUAAGUUGAAAAUAUCAUGUAUAUUACGUAUUUUUUGAUAAAUUUUAAUCAAAAUUGUAAAAACUUUCUUCUUAAUCUUUAAAAUCAGGACUUUUAGUGUUUACUUUGUUUGAUAUUUCAUGCAAAACCAUUUUGCUAAAAGCAUUUUUUUUUUGUUAUGUAAAUCUGUAAAAUAUAAUUUGCUAAAAAUAAUUUUUUUGAUACGUUUUAAUUGGUACGUCAAUGCUACAUGCUAACAUUUGUAAAAAUGUAAAAAUAUUCGCUGGUGUUUUAUAUUUAAUUAAUUAUUCAAGUUUAUUAGAAUAAUCUGAACCAUAUUUUGUUACCACGCCAAUUUAAAGCUGAUAAUUCUAAACUUUUACCAAAGUAACUUGAAUAAUAAGUGGUUUAUGAGGGAAUCGACCUCUGUUUAUGGCUUUGUCUGUUUUAGACGCCAAUUAUUGCAAAUUGGUGGUAAAACAACAUACCUAAAAUUAAAAGAAAUCUAAUCUAUUUUAUUGAUGUAGCAGGAGGGGCCGUUUUCUGAAAAAUUUCUGAAAAGCCACAAACCAUGAAAAAUAAAGAAAACUGGUUCAGUUACAAUGCAGAUGUAAUAGGUCCCAUUUCGUGCCUCACUUAGGACCUCAUCCAUAUAGAAUAGAAUGUGCAUAUACAAUGUUGGGGUAAUAGGCCAACUCUGGUCUAAAUCCCAGGUCCCACGGCAUGCCUCACUUUAGGACCUCACCCAUAUAGAAUAGAAUGUGCAUAUACAAUGUUGGGGUAAUAGGCCAACUCUGGCUUAAAUCCCAGGUCCCAUGGCAUGCCUCACUUAGGACCUCAUCCAUAUAGAAUAGAAUGUGCAUAUACAAUGUUGGGGUAAUAGGCCAACUCUGGUCUAAAUCCCAGGUCUAAUGGCAUACCUUACUGUAGGACCUCACCCAUAUAGAAUAGAAUGUGCAUAUACAAUGUUGGGGUAAUGGGCCAACUCUGGUCUAAAUCCCAGGUCCCAUGGCAUACCAUGCUGUAGGUUUCACUCAUAUAGUAUAACAAGCUUGUUUGUUACUUCUAAAAUUACAGCUUUAAAUUGGCAUGAUAGCUUGACUUAAAUAAUUCUUAUAUUUUUGCACUUUCACACAAAUAUCUCCCACGUUUAACACACGCAAUAAUGUAUAAUAAACCAGCCAUAAUCAUUUCACUAAAUCACUGUCCCUCCAAAAACAAUUAAUAUUUAAUUUUUUCAUGAGGGGAAAAAUUUAGUUCUAAAUUUGUUAAAACAAUUCUCUGUAAAAAUAAUUUUUCAUUAAAAACUUUUUUUUUGUAAAAUUUAUAAAAAAUUUUUUUUUGCUAAAUCAAUAGGUCAUUUUUCUUGUUUUUCAGUGAAUGAAUUAAUAUUCAAUUCACACUAUGCGUUAUUUUGCAACAGAAAAUCUCAGUUAAUUAAUUUUAUGUAUAUAUAUAUGUGUUUCCAAAUACAAAAUACUUUCAUUUAUCAUCUAAGAUCAAC